AUGCCACGCAGUAAACAAGAAGAAGAGGUGGACGUUGCUGAUCAGUUUCUGAACUAUGACGGAGAUGUAACAACAACCGUCGAAGCUGAAGGGACCUCGGUAGAUCAACCGGAACCAGAUAUUUCGACUACAGACAAAAUAGAAGAGCAACCACCGACAAGUACUCCAAAGAAUGAACAGCCAACAAUUGAAGACCCUUCAAAUGAAAAGGAAAAUAAAGAUCCCGAAGAGGAAGUGGUCCAAGAACAAUCGAACGGUAAUGACAAAAAUGAGAAAGACGAGGAUGAAGCUGCUGAAGUUUACGAAGUAGAGGCUGUGCUUGAACAUAAUAAGAGUAAAGGUAAAACGUAUUACUUAAUUAAAUGGAAAGGCUAUAGUCAAGAAGAGUCUACUUGGGAAGAUGAGGACAACGUUUUCGCUGAAGAUUUAGUAAAAGAUUAUUGGACAAAAUUAAAUUCUGAAGAACCAAAGGUUAGAGAGACCAGGAAAGGUAGAAAAAGGGCUGCUACUGCUCCUCCUCCCAUCCCAUCUAAAAAAGAAACGAAGAAAGCACGUAUGUCUACUUCACCAAAAAAAGCGAAAACAGUCAGAGUUAAAAUAGAUGAAGAUUUUGAUCAUGACGAAGAUUGGGAGAGUCUAGUUUCAGGGGUUGAGACGGUCACUCGUGAUGAUAAAUCUGGCGAACUACUGGUCUAUUUGAAAUGGAAAAAUGGUGACACCUCGAGACAUCCAGCUAAAGAAGCCAAUAUCAAAUGCCCUCAAAAGAUGAUAAAAUUUUAUGAACAGCGCCUGACCUUUGCUGCCCCACAACAAAAGUCUUAA
Funneliformis geosporum is the source of this 822-nucleotide messenger RNA. The record is from the annotation of a GenBank genome assembly. NCBI's taxonomy places the organism in Eukaryota, Fungi, Glomeromycota, Glomeromycetes, Glomerales, Glomeraceae.